GUUCAAUCGCGCUCCCUCCCAAGCAUGAUACCCACCCGUAUUCGCCUUCUCUCUCGCUCAUUCACCACUUUCACAAACGAAAAACCCUGGUAUAUAACCACACCCAUAUUCUACCCCAAUGCCUCUCCACAUAUUGGUCACCUCUACUCUUUAGUAACAGCAGACAUUUUCGCCAGGUACCACCGCCUCGAAAAUCCAGACAGACCAGUUCAUUUUGUCACGGGUACGGAUGAACAUGGGUCCAAGAUUCAGAAAGCUGCAAUGAUGAGAGGAAUGGAGCCCAGGACCUUUUGUGACGAGAUUAGUGAACAUUUUCGUAGGCUUGCGAAGGGGGCGAAUAUCAGUCAUACGACGUUCAUACGGACAAGUGAAGAGAGGCAUCUAAAUACUGUGCAUCACGUUUGGCGGCAACUGGAAUCCAAAAACCUCAUUUACAGAGGUACUUACACGGGCUGGUACUCCAUUACCGAUGAAUGCUUCUACACCGACUCCCAAGUCAUCCACCCUAGCCCUCAAUCCGAAGAAUCCACCCCAAUCUCAAAAGAAACCUCCUCACCCGUCGAAUUCACCCAAGAAACAAACUACAUGUUUCGUUUGUCUUCGUUACAGGACAAACUUCUUUCCCAUUUCCUUGCAAAUCCCGACUUUAUAUAUCCUUCUAACUACCCGGAAGACAUCAUACAUUCUCUCAAGAACGAACCACUCCAGGAUAUCUCGAUUUCGAGGCCCAGGUCGAGAGUAAAGUGGGGUGUGGAGGUUCCAGGUGACCCGGAGCACACAGUAUAUGUAUGGGUGGACGCGGUGUUGUCAUACUUGACUGGGAUCGGCUAUCCCUGGAAUGGCGUUAGGAAGCAUGAGGAUAUGGGAGGAUGGCCAGUGGAUCUUCAAGUCAUUGGAAAGGACAUUGUUAGGUUCCAUGCAAUCUACCUCCCCGCUAUUCUCCUAGCCCUGGAAUUACCGCUACAAACACGAAUCCUUGCACACGCACAUUGGACCUCAUCGCAGAAAAAGAUGUCGAAGUCUCUGGGAAACACAACAGACCCUUUCCAGGCCAUUGAGGAGUUUGGUCUCGACUCGGUGAGGUGGUACCUAACGAGAGUAGGAGGGAAGUUUCGAGACGACGUUGACUGGUCCCACGACCAACUGUCGAAACACCACAAAGAGUUUCAAUCUCUCCUUGGGAAUUUUUUCUUAAGGGUCACUUCGAACACGAUAUUGAAACGCGUCCAGGAUGCUCAGACGAUGUUGAAGCAAGCUGACACUGACCAGGCCGUACCCAUCUCCAAUCAAGAGACAAAAAAUUGGUUUCAAGAUAUGGUCUCCCUGCAACAGGAAACGAAUAAAUACAGGGCAGCAUACGCUGAUUUGCUUGAAGCGACCACUGUUCUACCGGAUAAAAUAACGCAAAACCUGAGGAAACUGGACGUUGCCGACGCCAUGGAGGAGAUCGUGGACGUGUUGAGGAUUGCAAAUCGAUCCCUAAGUGAUGUCGCUCCCUGGUCUCCUUCUUCGUCUUCAUGCGCCGCAUUAGUGACGGCUGAAGCAUGUCUCGAAACCCUCCGAGUUGUCGGAAUUUGUUUGCAGCCUUUCGCACCGGAUGUCGCUGGGAGACUGUUAGAUGCACUGGGUGUGGAGGAGAGAACGUGGAUGGCGUCAAAGAAGCGAGGGACACUCAAUGUGCACGAUGUGAAGGGCGUUAAACUGUUCCGUAAUGAGAAGGAUAGGGUAUUGUAG
Molecule: messenger RNA, 1734 nt
Organism: Marasmius oreades (fairy-ring Marasmius)
Lineage: Eukaryota; Fungi; Basidiomycota; Agaricomycetes; Agaricales; Marasmiaceae
Exons: 5
Coding region: 25-1734 (569 amino acids)
Biological process (GO): methionyl-tRNA aminoacylation; intein-mediated protein splicing
Molecular function (GO): methionine-tRNA ligase activity; ATP binding
Source: RefSeq, a predicted model, not a curated record